CUCUCCAAAAAACUGCCAGGCAGCCGCUAUGGCCCUCACAGUCCACCGAAAACGCAGCAUCAAUACUCCAUCCGUCCCUUAAUACUUUGUCAUCUUUUCUUUUUGGGACGUCCCAAAAAACUUUGACAUUUUCCCUUUUAAUCAAUUAUUUUGUAGUUUCUAUUAUUUCUCUUUUCUCUGCACAAACCUCAACCACACAAUUUUUACAUUAUUAUUCUUCGUGCCGGUCAACUUUGUCAAAGUUUUAAGAGAUGGAGGUAGUAGCAUUUAUUGUAUCAAUUUCUUCCUAAAAUACUAGUUCAUAUAGUUUAUAAAUACUUCAUGUACACUUCCUAACAAAGGACAUAAUUCUGAAAUAAAAAUAUUGUCUUAUGUUGUCUAAAUUUCAUAUGGUCUUGUAGAUUAGUAGAUUAGCUCAUGUGAUUAGAUUAAAAUGAUCCGAAGGCUCCAUGCGCAUGUAUUUAGGUUUCUUAGUUUUGAACCGGUUUCCGUCUAGCGGCGCCCUCUUCAAUGAAACAUUCUUCUUUCUUGCAUACCAGCCGUUUGAUAAUUUUCCCAACCGAAGACAUCUCUUGGAACAGCAGUUCCCUCCCCAAUGUUCUGUCGGGCCAUUCUUCAUAGACUCUUAAGCCCGGCUCCAGUCUCUGCCGCCUUUGUUCCUAAAAGCUUAACAAACAUUGGCUCGGGAGUGUCUAAAGAUGACUACUUUGCAACCAUUCAUCACAUAUCAAACAUUGUACGGCGAGACAUCUAUCUUGAGAGGACCCUUAAUAAGAUGCGAAUAGCUAGCAUUGUCAACUCGGAGCUCGUUUAUCGGGUUCUUCGUUGCUGCUCCCAACAUGGCAUUGAGUCCUUCCGCUUCUUCAAUUGGGCGAGGACACAACACCCCCGAUAUGAUCCAACUACCCUUGAGUUUGAGGAGCUUCUCAAGACCCUUUCCCGAACUGCUCAUUGGGAGACGAUGUGGAAGGUAGUUCUGCAAAUGAAGGCACAAAGUGUGCCUGUUUCCCCCUCAAUGGCAUCUUUGGUCAUUGAACAAUACGGGAAGCAUGGGCUCAUUGAUCAGGCCGUUGAUCUCUUUAACCGCCUCCACAACUUGAACUGUCUCCAAACCACUGAAGUCUACAAUUCACUGCUUUACUCCCUCUGUGAGGUCAAGAAUUUUCAGGGAGCGUACACAUUGAUCCGUAGGAUGAUACGUAAAGGCGUCACCCCAGACAAGAGGACUUACUCUGUCCUUGUGAAUGGUUGGUGCUCUGCAGGGAAAAUGAAGGAGGCCCAGAGGUUCUUGGAGGAGAUGAGUCGGAAGGGUUUCAACCCACCUGUCCGGGGGCGGGACCUACUCAUUGACGGGUUGUUAAAUGCGGGUUAUCUUGAAUCAGCAAAGGGACUCGUUAGGAAGAUGACGAAAGAGGGCUUUAUACCUGACGUGGACACCUUCAAUUCUUUAGCAGAAGCAUUAUGCAAAUCUGGCGAAUCCGACUUCUGCAUCAAUCUCCUCCAUGACGUUUGUAGGUUAGGAUUGUGCCCUAAUGUUGAGACUUACAAGAUUUUGAUAACUGCGGCUUCGAAGCUGGGGAGGGUCGAAGAUGCAUUCAGGCUCUUUUACAAGUCGGUUGAGGACGGAAACCGACCGUUUCCUAGUCUAUAUGCCCCAAUUCUGAAAGCCCUUUGCCGCGGAGGCCGGUUUGAUGAUGCAUUCAGUUUCUUCAGUGACGUGAGGAUGAAGGGACACCCUGCGAACCGCCCGGUUUAUACGAUGAUGAUCAAGGUGUGUUGCCGCGGGGGGCGGUUCGUGGAAGCUGCCAAUUAUUUGGUGGAGAUGACAGAGUUAAAUGUGUACCCAAUGUCACAAAGCUUUGAUAUGGUUACUGAUGGGUUGAAGCAUUGUGGGAAACAUGACUUAGCCAAGAGGAUGGAGCAACUGGAGAUAUCCAUGAGGGGCGUAUGAUUGAGACCUUUUAUAAAAUUGAUGAAACGAGAAAAACUGUUGCAUGAGUACAAAAGAAUGAAUGAAUACAAACCAAAACCACUGUGACCAAAUUUUAGCUCUGUAUCCAUAUUCAGAUCGGUUGGCGGUUAGCCAGGGAAUUGGAUAUCGCAAAAUGGACCCAUUAGUGUUGCUAACUUGCUCCUCUAUUGCUAGCUAGCUAUUGGUUCAAGAUAAUCUAGGAUUACGGCCCCAUAAUAAUUAGAAAAAUGUGCUUGCAGCAAACUUGUCCUCUCGCUGAUUUUUGUUCCUCGGCUUCUUCGGCAUUUGCUUGGAAAGUAUUAACCAGCAGGUUCGAGACUGGCUUUCCGGCCCAUUUUUUUCUUUUUAAAAGGACACACCAAGUGUUGGAUAUUUGAUAGUAAUAUAUCCAAGGGAUCAGAUACGUUUAUGUCAAUUUAACACGCAGGCCCCAUAAUUUCACUAACUAAAUUAAUAUUAUGUGAAAACAUCAGAUUUGUCACAUAAUUAUCCUCCAAUUUGAACUUGGAGCUAGGAUUAAAAAUGUGUCGAACAUUAUGAAUCAAAGAUUCUUUGCCCUUAGAAAGAAAAAAGUUUGCAUUGGAAUAGACAAAUAAGGAAAGUAUGAAGUUUGUUUUGGUAGAGGGAGCAUUUGAUUUUUGUUGUCCACUCAAGACUUCUGCUUGAGGGAGUUGUGGAAUGUGGAGACAUUAUCAUGGAAAUAAAACAACCCUCAUGAUCUCUUUAGAUGCUACCUCAUUUACUUGAAGACCUGGUGGAAAUUUCUCAGUCAAGGACGAAGGACGUUGGACUGGCUCUCAUGGCCACAUUGAAUGAGUCCCUUUCUCCUCCUCAUGUUCAACAUAUCUUGCUGCCUUGUGGAAUGUUAAUGAGAGUGGCUAAAAACAAUUGGAAAUCUGCCUUUGAAAGCAUCCAACCAUUUUCAUGACAGAACACCCCUUUGAAUGCCGGAGGAUGGUUGGGCAGUUGGUCAUCACAUGGUGAAAUUGAAUCACUGGAAGAGCAAGUGCUGAAACUUGCAAGUGUGUCUACUGUUGAGGGUGAGAGUAUAAGGCUUUGGAUGAAUGAGAGAGACUGCUUUCCGAGGUAUACUGGUAUACUACUAUGUUGAUUAGUUUUCAUGUUCUAUGUAAUAUGCCGCAAGGCGGUAAUGCCUUAUUUUGUACUUAGACAAUUAAUAUGGAUAUGUUUGCCUUAUAUUUUGAUUUUUUUUCGUUAUAAGACUCAAGUGCUUAAAAGUGAGUACGGCCUUGCAUCUACAAAUUAUUAAUUGUUGACCGAUAAUUCUAUAAACCCUCUGAGAAAUCUACAAAUUGCUUAAAAGU
Messenger RNA from Cuscuta europaea, 3297 nucleotides. NCBI's taxonomy places the organism in Eukaryota, Viridiplantae, Streptophyta, Magnoliopsida, Solanales, Convolvulaceae. The record is from the annotation of a GenBank genome assembly.